CCCUACGACCCCAACCGACCCAACCAGCCCUACGACCCCAGCCGACCCAACCAGCCCUACCACGGAUCGCCUUACUCCAGCAACCCCUCCGACCCGAACUACAGAGCACCCCAGUACUCCAGUAACCCGGCUGACCCCAACUACCGCCCAUACUCCAGCAACCCCUCUGACCCCAACUACCGCGACCCCAACUACAGGUCCGGAUACGACAGCACCUACAACGACCCCUACAACACCCACGGAGGCUCCCAGUACGGAGCCGGUGGCACCUACGGCGGCAACAACCCGCUCUACAGGAGCUCCCCUGGGAGCCGCAUCCGCGUCAUCAAGUCCUACACCUUCCCCGAGGAGGCCGCACAGCGCACCAGCGCCAUGCUCAGCAACAUCGUCCUCGACAGCAACGACGGAUGGUGA
This is a messenger RNA of Frankliniella occidentalis (western flower thrips), 414 nucleotides long. Its product is annotated as sporozoite surface protein 2-like. The record is from RefSeq and is a predicted model, not a curated record. Lineage: Eukaryota; Metazoa; Arthropoda; Insecta; Thysanoptera; Thripidae.